GCUAAGAUGUUACCUGAGCGUCUGACUCACCAAAGUAUACUACCGAUCUAGCUUGAAAAAAAUGUCAAAUCGGGAGAUCGAAUUGAGCGAGAGUGACGGCUAUCAUCGAAACAAGAUACAUUUCCACAAAUCAACAGAUGAGCCGUACAUAAAAAAUUUCAAACCAAUAAGAGGCGGUAAAUUUGCGGAUUCGUUCACCUACUCGUUUUUCAAGGAAGUCUUUUUACCACAAGGAUUUCCCGACAGUGUACACAAGGACUAUGUGUCUUAUCAGAUUUGGGAUACUUUGCAGGCUUUUGCCAGUACCAUCAAUGGCACCUUGACAACACAUUCAAUCAUGAAGGGUGUAGGAGUUGGGGAGUCCACAGCAACUCCUUUAGCAGCUGCCAUAACGUGGAUCUUGAAGGAUGGAACUGGAAUGGUUGGAAGAAUCUUAUUUGCUUGGUGGCAAGGGAACAAUUUAGGUAGCCAGUGUAAGAAGUGGAGGCUGUUUGCAGACAUUCUAAACGAUUUUGCCAUGACCCUAGAAAUAACUGUGCCAUAUGUACCUGUAUUAUCUUCCUAUACUUUAUGUCUUACAACUGGAAUGAAGUCCAUAGUUGGAAUAGCUGGUGGGGCAACAAGAACAUCUAUAAUGCAGCAUCAUGCUAUCAAAGAUAAUUUGGCCGACAUAUCUGCUAAAGAGCAUAGCCAAGGAACACUUGUAAAUUUGGCUGGAUCAAUAGUCGGAAUUUUUAUACUAUUGUGCAUCCAUGAGAGACUUUUUUUAUACUUAUGUUUUUUACUAGUCAUUGUUCACAUUGUAUCAAAUUACUUUGCCGUGACGUCGUUGCAAAUAAAUACUUUGAAUGAGGAUCGUUUGUGCUUAAUCAUCGAGGACUACAUACUUAAUCACACAGUUUCUAAUGUUGCUACAAUCAACGAUCGCGAAUCAGUGUUUCUACUUUGGAAUAGCCCAGCAAAAAAACGAUUUGGAUUCGAUAUUGAAAUCGGCGUUUCUAUAGAAUACAUUUUGAAAACAAAUUUAGUAAGGUCUAAGGAUUUACCACUAUUGAUAGAACUUUUGCAACGCAGAAAGUACCUACCAAUAAUGGAUGUUCAGCAAAGAAAAAUUCACAUAGUCCUUCCCGAGGAGAUUGAUGAUGCACAAAUUUUGAAAGCAUACUUUUAUUCGUGCAUUUACGCUGUUGUAGCCAGCUCGAUGAUGGACUUGAAAUCGGAUGUUUUAUUUCAAAAAAAUUGUCCAUCUCACCUACUGAUGAAGGUACUUUUAUUUUCAAAAAAAUGCAAAGCCACUUUGAGCAAAAGUGAUAAGCAAGUAUCUGCAGAAUUGAUAUCAACUGUAGACGAAAUGGUUCACGAAGAUUGUGACCUGUUCAUUAAAUUAUUAGAUGAAAGUGAGUGGGUAUCAAAAGCUAAUAUGCUGCUUGCAAAGUCAUGGAGAUGUUCAUGGAAAUCAUAGCUAUUUGGACGUAUGCCUGUGGACUCUUAUCAACAUUAUUAAGAUACG
Molecule: messenger RNA, 1510 nt
Organism: Copidosoma floridanum
Lineage: Eukaryota; Metazoa; Arthropoda; Insecta; Hymenoptera; Encyrtidae
Product: RUS family member 1
Source: RefSeq, a predicted model, not a curated record